Clarias gariepinus (North African catfish) is the source of this 2171-nucleotide messenger RNA. It is a transcript of the gene aplf, whose product is annotated as aprataxin and PNKP like factor. Gene Ontology annotation, molecular function: protein binding; DNA-(apurinic or apyrimidinic site) endonuclease activity; 3'-5' exonuclease activity. Gene Ontology annotation, cellular component: nucleus; site of double-strand break. The record is from RefSeq and is a predicted model, not a curated record. NCBI's taxonomy places the organism in Eukaryota, Metazoa, Chordata, Actinopteri, Siluriformes, Clariidae. Gene Ontology annotation, biological process: double-strand break repair. Bases 131 to 1663 code for a protein of 510 amino acids. The transcript is spliced from 11 exons.
GAAGUGUGUGCCAAAACGUGCAAGAAGGAAGGCAGUGUUCUGCUGCUGAGUAUAAUAAUAACAAUAAUAAUAUAUUUUUAUGUUUUCUUAAAAUUAAAAUUACAGAUGCAAAACUGAUCGAACAGUCAGAAUGCCAGGCUUUAAGUUGGAGCAGGUGGAUGGAGAAGGAGAAGGAGAGCACAUUGACCUGCCUGAUGGAGACUCUGUGAUUGGGAGAGGACCAUUUCUACACGUAAGCGAUAAGCGAGUGUCCAGGAACCACGGGAUUCUGCAGAACGUGGACGGACAGCUGCGGCUCAAACCCACGCACGUGAACCCCUGUUUCGUUCAGACGUCCCCGGAUGCAGUCUCGGAGCCGCUAGAGAAGGACAAAUGGCACCGCCUGAGGGACGGCGAGAUCUUCUCCCUGCUCCCGGGGAAAUACAUCUACAGAGUGCAUGCUGUAGGAGAGGAAGGAACACCCAGGAACAGCCAAGGUUUCGAGGAAGCGAAGGAGGAGGAGGAGACGACGGAGCUGAACUCGAAACCGCCCCGAUCGUGUGAGGAGACGUUGGCGUACACCCCUCAGGCCGAGAGCAGCCCGUCUUUCACCUACGAGUCAAAGACGGGAGCCGAGACGCACACAGCGGGCCCUGCUGUCUGUAGUCAGGCUGGUGCCGACUCUCUCCCUUCUUGUAAAUCUAAUGCUCCUGAUCUUCUGACGCCUCGUAAAAAAAGAGUCCUUCCCGCCUGGAUGAUGGACGCCGCUCCUGCAGCCUCGAACACUCCGCCAGCGAAAGCAAAACGCGCUCCAGUCCGAAGCACGUCUUCAUCCAAACGCUCAGCAGGACCCAAACGACCUCAGCCUAGGGUGCCUUCAUUAUCAGGAGAUGAUGAAGAGAGGGAAUGGGUUGAGGAGGAGGAGGAUGAUGAAGGAUGCAGCAAGACUCAGAGAAAACGAGCGAGAAGGCAGAACAGGAAACAGGUUGAGGAGGAGGAGGAGGAUGAAGGAUGCAGCAAGACUCCGAGAAAGCGAGCGAGAAGGCUGAAAAGUGACACGGAGGAAAGCCAGGAACAGGAUCCGGUGCCAAAGUCCAACGUAGAUAUGCAACCAGAUGAAAAAUCCACCAAAACAGGACACAACGUAGCACAAAAUGUGGAAGAAGAGGAGCAGGAAGAAAAAAGAGUGGGAGCCGGGGGCAGUCAGAGAUCCCGGACGUUAAGUCUGGAAAGCUCAGGAAAUUCGCAGACAAACGUGCGGCAAAAGGCAAAAACUCGGCACAGGACGCCGUGUCCCUUUGGUACCUCCUGUUACAGGAAAAACCCAGUCCACUUUCAGGAGUGCAGCCACCCCGGAGACAGUGACUACGAGGAAGAGCAAAACAACAAGGAUGAUGAUGACGACGAUGAUGAUCGGCCGGAGUGUCCGUACGGCACUGACUGCUACAGAAAAAAUCCACUACACAAGAAAGAAUACAAGCACACUAAACCUUCAGCACCAGUUAAUGAUGACGAUGACGAGGAUGAAGACCAAUAUGAGAACAGCUUCAUUAAUGACGACAGCGAAGAAGAGGAUGUGGACGAGGAUUCCGACUAUGUUCCCGAGUCAGAGGACAGCGGGAAGGAGGACAUUAAACGGCUUCAGAAGGAAGCCAAAGCAUUCAUCAAGAAGAAAAAGAAGUAAAUGGAGAAACAAAGAAAUAAUAAAAAAAAAGGUUCCAUCUACUGCUCAGCACAGGUGAACUCUAAACUGGGCUAAUCUAACGUGUCUGAGUUAGGGUGGAGGUGCGGCAUCGAACUGUACAUCUGCAGGAAACGGAAGGAUGUCUUCUUCAGCAUCACAAGAGUUGAAUGUAUUCUAUUCUCCAAAGCGUUUCCAGAUUUCCAGAAAUUCUGAGCACUACACAGCCAGAGAGGUCUGUUUGGGUUUCAGGUCAGUCUGGACUCAAACGCAGGGAUAAAUUUAAUCUGGUACUCCGCGUGAAUGUUAAUUUUUUUUUUCGUUUCUUUGUAGGUUUACACUAGUCUAUAUUAGAGACAUUUUUCAAACUCUAUUUGUGGCCUUAAAGUUUAACUUUUCAUAGCAAGCACUUAGUUGUUCAAUGCAGCAGAUUUUUCCCCAUUAUAUUUCAAACAAUACUUGUUGUGAAAUCUUUUUAUAAACAAAUUGUUCUUAUCAUGUGAUCUUUUAA